UCUGGCCUCUCUCUGGAGCCGGCUCGUCGGGGGCUGGGGAGCGGGGUACGCGGGGCUCGGGGGCCGCGCCUUGCCACCUGCAGCGCCCGGGGCGGGCGGGACGCGCUCGGCCCUGUCGGGGGCUCACGCGGGGGGAUCCUUGCAGGUGGCAGUCGAGCGCAUUUCCUAGCGCCCGCACCAUGGUGGCCAAACAGCGGAUCCGGAUGGCUAACGAGAAGCACAGCAAAAACAUCACCCAGAGGGGGAACGUAGCCAAAACCCUGAGGCCACAAGAAGAGAAAUAUCCUGUGGGACCGUGGCUGUUGGCACUGUUUGUUUUUGUUGUCUGUGGCUCAGCUAUCUUCCAGAUCAUUCAGAGCAUAAGGAUGGGCAUGUGAGCCGGCCGGGGCUUUGACGCGGCCCCCUCCCGCUGGAGGGUGGAGGACCACUUCCGCUCUUAGCCGAGUAUCUGUGGGAAGCCGGCGAGCCACCCAGAAGAGGAAAGAAAGGCUCCCUCAGCUGUUCCCUGAUCACUUCGUCGUGGACGUCAGACCCAAUUGCUUUCUCACAGGGCAUCUCGGUACAUCCGUGUUCUCGAGUGGAAAGGACAUUUUGCUUUGCGUUUGGCAGGACUGGUAGCUCUCCGGGUGUCUGCCGCAGCGCUGUCUGUCUGGUUUGGGCCUGGGUUUCACUCAUGUCUGCAUGUGGGCCUCUGAAUGAUCACCGCUUUACUUUCUAUGGGUACAAUCUCUGCUCCAUUGGGAAUUGCUUUUACAAAUAAAUGUCUUUCUUCAACCU
This is a messenger RNA of Hippopotamus amphibius kiboko, 777 nucleotides long. It is a transcript of the gene SERP2, whose product is annotated as stress associated endoplasmic reticulum protein family member 2. NCBI's taxonomy places the organism in Eukaryota, Metazoa, Chordata, Mammalia, Artiodactyla, Hippopotamidae. Gene Ontology annotation, biological process: endoplasmic reticulum unfolded protein response. The transcript is spliced from 3 exons. The record is from RefSeq and is a predicted model, not a curated record. Gene Ontology annotation, cellular component: endoplasmic reticulum. The coding region runs from base 180 to 377 and encodes 65 amino acids.